This is a messenger RNA of Nicotiana tabacum (common tobacco), 1235 nucleotides long. Its product is annotated as F-box protein PP2-B10. The record is from RefSeq and is a predicted model, not a curated record. Gene Ontology annotation, molecular function: protein binding. NCBI's taxonomy places the organism in Eukaryota, Viridiplantae, Streptophyta, Magnoliopsida, Solanales, Solanaceae.
AUAGACAAUUCAAAUUUAGCAACUUUAAUCAAUUAAGUUUUGCGAAUGGAUUAUUUUAGUUUAUUGCCAGAAGGUUGCAUAUCGGAAAUUCUGUCCUUCACUUCUCCCAAAGAUGCUGCUACUUCCUCAGCUAUCUCACGAGGAUUCAAGUCUGCUGCUGAAUCCGACGUCGUUUGGGAGAAAUUUUUGCCCUCUGAUUAUCAACAUAUUAUCUCUAAAUCAGACUCACUCUUGGUUUCUCCUUCCAAAAAAGAGCUUUAUUUUAGUCUUUGUGACUCCCCAAUUCUCAUUGAUGGCGGCAAACUGAGUUUUUCACUGGAUAAGAAGACUGGGAAAAAAUGUUUUAUGGUGGCAGCAAGGGAACUUGCUAUUACAUGGGGUGAUACACCACAGUAUUGGGAAUGGUUACCUCACCCAGACUCCAGAUUCUCAGAAGUGGCUAAACUCAUAUGGGUUUCUUGGCUUGAUAUCCGAGGCAAAAUUGAAACUCGAAUAUUGUCGAAAAAAAACAAAUAUGCUGCUUAUCUAGUAUUCAAAUUGGCAAACAGAUUUUAUGGCCUUGAAACUGUUAAUGCAUAUGUUAGACUUGUUGGCUGUGAGACUAAACAUGAAGCUGAGGAACGAGCUAGUAUUACGAGCCUUUCAAGACGAGAAGAACCGGGUAAGAAGCGACCAAAGAGAAGAAUUGAUGGUUGGAUGGAAAUUGAAGUGGGAACCUUUUUCAAUCAUAUAGGAGAAGAUGGAGAUGUUGAAGCUCGAUUAAUGGAGAUUAGACAUCUCGGUGGAAAAUCUGGCCUCGUUGUUCAAGGAAUGGAGUUUCGUCCGGAAGAGGAAGAAGACGAAGAAGAGGAAGAAGAAGAAGAAGAUGAUGAUGUAGCAUUUUGGCGACAUGGCCGAGUGGUAGGGCAGAGGACUACAAAUCCUUUUUUCCCCAGUUCAAAUCCGGGUGCCUGAUCAACAAAAAAUUCGAAAUAUCUUCUUUUCUUAUGUUAUGUUGAUAUAACCCGCCGAAUAAUUCCCCAGCAGAAGCAGAGAAGAGGAAGAAGCAGAGGAGGAGGAGGAGGAGGAAUAAUAAUCAUAUCUUUAUAUGUGCCCUUCUCGUCGAGCUUAUCCAUGCCUAGUUGUUUCAAUAAUAGCAGAGUGAGUUGAUGCAUAUACAAACCUUAUUUGAUUGUGAUGAUUAUAAAUGAAAUAUGCCAUCUAUUUGGAUUAUCAAUUUCUGCAUUCUGUUUCAA